This is a messenger RNA of Xyrichtys novacula (pearly razorfish), 1181 nucleotides long. The record is from the annotation of a GenBank genome assembly. NCBI's taxonomy places the organism in Eukaryota, Metazoa, Chordata, Actinopteri, Labriformes, Labridae.
AUGAGGUCGUCUGUGUUGUUCUACGUCUCCUACGCUCUGUGUCUGUGUUCGGGUCUGCUCUGCCUGCUGUUUGUGAGCGUCUGGAGCUCAUGCUGGAGAGGAGGUUUCUCCUGGGACGGUUCAGCUCUGCAGUUUAACUGGCAUCCUGUGCUCAUGGUGUCCGGACUACUGGUUCUCUAUGGAUAUGGUAGGUAACUGGUCUAUGUUUGCGGAGAUCUCCUCCGGACAAAUCCACAGUUUUUAACAUUUAUUUUUCACCUGUGUGUCUGCAGCGGCUGUUGUUUACCGUGUGCCGUUUACCUGGCAGCAGAAGAAGCUCACCUGGAAGCUGGUGCACGCCGCUCUGAUGCUGCUGGCUCUGAUUCUGUCCAUCCUCGGCCUGUGUGCAGUGUUUGACUUCCACAGACAGUCCCACAUCCCUGACCUGUACUCCCUGCACAGCUGGGUGGGCAUCUGCACAGUCAUAGUGUUUUCACUCCAGGUAAAGAAAACAGAUAUUUGUGGUGCACCAUAAUCAAACCUAUGAACACUUGACCUGCUGAAACACCUGCUUGUCUGUUUUCUUGCUGCUGGUAGUGGACUCUGGGUCUGUGGGGCUUCUUGUUCCCUUGCUCUCCGCUGUGGUUCCCUGGUGCUCUGAAACCGGUCCACAUCUGGAUGGGAAAAGCAAUCUUGAUCCUCAGUGUGGCCUCCUGCAUCAGUGGAAUCAACGAGAAGCUGUUCUUCACUCUGUAAGUGCCCAGAAAUUCAACAAUGAACAGUAUCCUGCUUAUUUCUACAGUUUGACUCAUGCAAGAACUUUUGAACUGUAAACUGUUGGACAGUGAAAGACUUGUGACUUGAUUCCUGCAGAAAUGGGAACAGUAGUGAGCCUUACAGCUCCCUGCCUGCAGAGGCAAAGUUUGCUAACUCUCUGGGCGUCCUCAUCCUGGUCUUUGGGUUGGUGGUGUUUGGCAUCCUGUCCAAAAAGAAGUGGAAGCGACCAGAAAUAGAGACAGAGAGCGUUCAUGUGAGUGUUGACAACAUGACAGGGAUCAUGCCAACUGAAAUUUUAUAUUGUUAAUUCCUUUAAGCUAGUGGCUAGCAUGUUAGCUAAGCCACUGUGACCAGUCAGUAAUGAUAAAGUACUAACUUAGAUUUUGAUUUAUUUGCAGCUUCUGCCUCAUGAAAACAGCCCAUGA